GAAAAAGCUCAAACCCUGGCAUAUUAUGAAUCUUUAUUUAUCAACUUCAAAAUUCAAUUUUUCCCAUGAUUCUGGCUUAAAAUAAAAUUCUUACAUUGAAUAAUAUCUGUUUCUGUACAUUAGCAAUGAAGGCUCAACUUUCGGAAAUUCUGCAUUUUCUUCUCACCAACAUCCGCGUCUAAUCACUCAAACCAUUUUUAGAUACAUACCUACAUAAUUAUGUGCAUACAUAGGUAUAUUCAUUUCUUACACACCUAUUGACAUUAUUACGUGCAUACUAAGUACAUUUACCUAAUCUACGCAUGCAUUUCAAAGCCGAAUUAAAUGCAUUCGAGCUGUAAUCAAACUGGUACCUGUGACCUAGGUAUUAAAAAAUUUCCGAUGGGCACGUGCUCCUUCGAAAAGAUUCAAACGAGGGAUAUUUUUAAUUAGAGAAAUGUAUACCGGGUAGCCUGCUUUUAAAAUGAACAAACAUCAUUCUAAGAAGGAAGUUCUUGUGUAGUUAUAGUUUGCAAAUGAAAGAGAUACCUAUAUGUACGUACGUUGAAUUUUUUUUUCAAUCAAAAAGAAAAAUGAUUAGGAUAGCUGCAAAACGACGUAAGUACUUGAUACUUAUCAAUUGGUACCUACUUUUGUAACAAACCGAAUAUACGAGUGAGUACUUUAAAAAAUGAACUUCUUUUUGAUGUUUUUCUACUCGUAGAUCGAUCAUUUUGCUCCUAUCACUGUCUAGGUAGGCAACUUAUUCAGCAGUAUUGGGUUAUCAGUUAUCGAAGUUUCUUUUUCAGAGUACGGCGCGGUGCCAGUGCAGCUUCUCGACGUACUCGACGUCUAGUCAUGUGUUUUUCCAGACUUUGGUUGAAAAUAAUAAAAUGCGAUACGAUAGCACCUAACUAUAUAAGUUGUUACAAAGAAAUAACUAUACAUUUUUUAAUUGAGAAUAUUUUUGAACAAUUUCAAUGAUUUUUAAAUCGUGUCCUGCCUUGUGUGCUUUAUUCAGUGUGAAACAUCUAGAAUUCUAGUAUUUGCUUACGUCCUCGUGGUUACUAAACAUUAUGGUACCCUGACGUUAAUCAUCAAUUUCAGAUUAAUUUGAUUAGUUUGUUGCUUGUUCAGCUAGUUCAGCUGUUGAAUUGUGUUUUGUAGCGUUUAUUGUUUUGUAUUGACUAUUGAUAAGAAGAAUCUACCUCAAAGUAUUUUGCAUCCAUUCCCAAUUAUUGCAGAUUCGCAGCUUCUUGAUUAAUAACAACGUGGUCGUGGUCAUCACUGCGAAUUAACUAAUCUGCUACAAUCGGUCAAUCGCUGAUUAUUCUUAUUUUGGUUGCAUCGCUAAGAUGGCAUACAUGCAAAUCGAAGGAGCAGCCGACGCAGCUAAAGUUAAAAGUUUGAAGCAAGCUCUACUUAGAGGAAUUGUAGAUAUGGGAUACGAAAAUAAAUUGGGAUCAAUUAUCUACCCAGCCAUACUCAAAAGGGAAACGAAUCAUUGUUUGAUUCCUUUUGAUUCAAUUUCCGAUCAAGAAAAAGUACUUAUUUAUUGUACUUCAAUCAUUGAGAUGGUAGAUUUGUCAAGAGGGGAAUGUCAGGCUGUUAUUUUUGGAAAGUCGGAAAAAUUUCUAAAAAUGACAGAAACUACCAUCGAGUGUUUAACUAAGCAUAUGGAACUAAAAAAAAGCUCUGUUUUAAGAGUUGAUAAAGGUUCAAUCGGAAAAGACCCUCAGCAGUGGAGUAUUCUGCUGGGAAAUCCUGGAGAAAUAUUAGAGUUGUUUAGAAGGCGUAGUAUAAAUAUGGAGAAUUUAAGUUGGGUGAUUUUCGAUGAAUUAGAAAAGUUUACGGUGCCAGAAUAUGUAGUUGUAUCAUAUUUGAAAAACAAAAAUUUUAAUUGUAUGCAUACGUCGAGUCUAUGUUUUGGCAUAGUGAUUAAAAUGCUUCAAACAAAUUCAAGAGUAGGGCCACUUCCGGAAAAUGCCAACCACCGAAACUGCGCCAUCGCGUCCAAAAACACGAAGAAGGAAAAAAAAAAUCUGAGAUCAAAAUCAUCCAGUGGCCACCUACGAGUAUAUUGUGACAGCAACAAGACGUGCUACAACGAAAAUUGUGCUGAUGGCAUAUCCGCGAAGAAGAUGAAAACGAAGAGGAGGAACAAAAAGAAGAAAAAUCCAUCCACAGUGGGACCAUGUUUAAAUGCUGUUAAAAUAAAAGAAACAGGAAGUGAUGAAACUGGACGUAUUGGUAUUGAUGUGAAACGCAAAUUUAAGCGAUUUGCGUGAAAAGAAGUACUUUUUUCAAGUUUCUGUUCAAGUUGU
This is a messenger RNA of Planococcus citri (citrus mealybug), 2303 nucleotides long. RefSeq lists its product as uncharacterized. NCBI's taxonomy places the organism in Eukaryota, Metazoa, Arthropoda, Insecta, Hemiptera, Pseudococcidae. The coding region runs from base 1335 to 2267 and encodes 310 amino acids. The transcript has 6 exons. The record is from RefSeq and is a predicted model, not a curated record.